AUGGCUAAGUUUGCUUCCAUCAUCACCUUCCUCUUCGUUGUUCUUAUUAUCUUUUCUGUUUUUGAAGCACCGACGAUUGUGGAAGGACAGAAGUCAUGCAAGAGGCAGCCUUUGUCAGGGAGAAAAUUUUGUAUGAAGGAUGGUGAUUGCCGGAAGAUUUGCGUCGAAGCUGAGAAAGCAACUCGUGCUACUUGCGAUUAUACAUUCCCAAGGCGCAUUUGUUACUGCCACUUUCCAUGUUAA
Molecule: messenger RNA, 243 nt
Organism: Eruca vesicaria subsp. sativa (arugula)
Lineage: Eukaryota; Viridiplantae; Streptophyta; Magnoliopsida; Brassicales; Brassicaceae
Source: the annotation of a GenBank genome assembly